GUCGUUGCCGAAGACAACAUUAAACACUGUUUUUGGUAUCUUUUCCACAAAACAAAGUCAGAGGGGUAGCAAUGGAUGCUACAACUGUUAAGGCAAACCACAGACCUGAUCAUGGAAAGCCUGCAGCCGAGGGGCCCAAGCGGGUGCCGGUACCUCAGGGCGGACAGAAGCCGAUGGCGGCGCAGCCUCCACGGGUCCUGACUGCGUGUAACGGACCGCAGCGUAUCCAGCGGGCGGUGAGCCAGCAGCAAGCCCCCAGCGGCAAACCGAAGCAGUCCUCCACACAGACUGCACCGCCCCAGUGCCAGCGAGUCGUGCCGAGGGGUAAUCCAAUUCCUGCUACCCCCGAACCCGCCGCGCACGGAGAGACCAGCCAGCAGGCAAACGCUACUGCUAAACAUGGAGCCUCAGAAUCCACAAAUACAAAGAAGUGCUGGAGUCUGGAGAACUUUGACAUUGGGCGUCCCCUGGGCAAAGGGAAGUUUGGGAACGUUUACCUGGCCAGGGAGAGGCAAACGAAGUUCAUUCUGGCCUUGAAGGUGCUAUUCAAAAAGCAGCUGGAGAAGGCAGGUGUGGAGCACCAGUUAAGGAGAGAGGUGGAGAUCCAGUCACACCUCAGGCACCCCAAUAUCCUGCGUCUGUAUGGCUACUUCCACGACUCGUCUCGCGUUUACCUCAUCCUGGAGUUUGCACCCAAAGGAGAGCUGUACAGCGAGCUGCAGCGCUGCGGGCGCUUCGACGAGCAGCGCGGCGCCACGUACAUCUUUGAGCUGACCCAUGCGCUGCAGUACUGCCACUCGAAGAAGGUGAUCCACAGAGACAUCAAGCCAGAGAACCUCCUGCUCGGGGCCAAUGGGGAGCUGAAGAUUGCAGAUUUCGGCUGGUCUGUCCACACUCCUUCCUCCAGGAGGUCGACUCUGUGCGGAACGCUGGAUUACCUGCCGCCAGAAAUGAUUGAGGGUCGCACUCAUGAUGAGAAGGUGGACCUGUGGAGCCUGGGCGUGCUGGCUUACGAGUUCCUGGUUGGGAAGCCCCCCUUUGAGACAAAGAGCCACGAAGAGACAUACAGAAAGAUCUCCAGGGUGGAUUUCAGCUACCCUGAUUACAUGAGCGCCGGGAGCAGAGACUUGAUUGGCCAGCUGCUGAAGCACAACCCCCUGCACAGGCUCCCCAUUCAGGGGGUGCUCAGCCACCCCUGGGUGCUGGAGAACUCUGCCAAGACCCCGCCGGCCCCCAGCAGCGCCCCCCACUGAGACCCCACCCCCUGCAUUUCAGCAGCUAGGGAAGUUCUCUGGAGGGGCUUUCCUUUCUGUUCCUCGUUCUGGCCAGGAGCUGUGCAAUCACCA
This is a messenger RNA of Megalops cyprinoides (Indo-Pacific tarpon), 1346 nucleotides long. Its product is annotated as aurora kinase B-like. Gene Ontology annotation, biological process: protein phosphorylation; regulation of cytokinesis; mitotic spindle organization. Bases 72 to 1253 code for a protein of 393 amino acids. The transcript has 9 exons. Gene Ontology annotation, molecular function: protein kinase activity; ATP binding. Gene Ontology annotation, cellular component: spindle pole centrosome; chromosome passenger complex; spindle microtubule. The record is from RefSeq and is a predicted model, not a curated record. Lineage: Eukaryota; Metazoa; Chordata; Actinopteri; Elopiformes; Megalopidae.